UAGUACGGCAAGCGGACACGUCAAGCGGAACAGAUUCUAUUGCUUCGUCUCGUCUUCUCCCACGAGGCCACGACGAAGAGGACAACAACACGACACUCCCCAUCUCAGUGCCAUCAUUUCCCUUAAAUAACAGCAUAGUUCCUUAAAUUUGAAAAGAAAAAAAAAAUAAUUCCCCCCCUCUCCCCCGCCCCGAUCACUCUCCGAUCAAAUACCCCAUUGAAACCCUAUUUUACUUCAGCCAUUCUCAAAAAGUUCAUCAGACAGAUGGAAUCAUGGAGGACAAUAUCUCUAUUGGCCGUUGAUUGUCUUACUUGUCGACUGCAUUUUCCUUGACAUGUAGUCAUGGUGACUGCUUGAUUCGGAGAAGCAGAAAAUUUCAGUGUAUCUUAUGGUGAAUAAGAAUUGAGAAGAAAACGUUGGAAAUAUUUGCUGAUUCCUGGAUUGUGACACCAAGAAGUGAAGCGUCUUUCAUGGAGUUGACACACCUUUAUGUGGCCACAGCAAAAGCACUCUCUGUGGGAUUGUGGGUAGAAAGGGGAUUUUGAUGAGAUGCUGAAAAAUUUUUAUGUGGCUUGUUGAGCUACUGGGAUGUCUUAAAGAGAAAGUACAAACAAUGAAUGGAACAUUUAAUGGACAGAUUUUGGUAGAAAAGCUUGCCAAGCUUAACAACUCACAGCAGAGUAUAGAGACGUUGUCACAUUGGUGCAUCUUUCACCGGAAGAAAGCAAAACAAGUUGUUGAAACAUGGGAUAGACAGUUCCACUGUUCUCCACAAGAGCAGAGAAUGUCUUUUCUAUAUCUUGCAAAUGACAUUUUGCAGAACAGUCGGCGAAAGGGUUCAGAGUUUGUUGAUGAAUUUCAGAAGGUUCUUCCAGAUGCUCUUAGUGAUGUGAUUGAGAAUGGGGAUGAAUUUGGAAGAAGUGCUGCACUCCUGCUGAUUGAUAUAUGGGAAGAGAGAAAAGUUUUUGGUUGUCGGGGCCAAAUUCUAAAGGAAGAGCUUGUCGGGAGGACCCCGGAGAAUAGUAACAGAAAUGGAAAAAGUUCAUGCUUCAAACUGAAACAGUCUGUUGGAGAUACGCUGGAAAAGAUCAGUUCAAGUUACCAAAUUGUUUGUGAUGUUUCUAGGGAUGAAGAGACUUUAUUGAGCAAAUGCAGGACUGCUGUUAGUGGUGUUGAAAAAGUGGACAAGGAAAUUGGUGGCAAUUAUAACUCAGGGAAGCGUAAUGGAUCUAGAUUUGUGGAUGAGUUGAGGGGCCAGCAUAGCAUACUGAGAGAAUGUAUUGAGCAGCUGAGAUUGGUUGAAUCAUCAAGAUCAGAUCUUGUAUCACAUUUAAGAGAUGCUCUUCAGGAGCAGGAAUUCAAGCUGGACCAAGUUCGUAAACAGCUUAAGGUAAAGGUGGAGGCAACUCUCAAAUGACUACAACAUCAUGAAUGAGUCUUUGGCAUGUAUCUUAGGUUGCGCAGUCUCAAUAUGAACAGGCAGACAAGUAGACAACAUCUGCCAACAAGUGCUAAACUGCAACAAUGGACAGUUGCUUGUUGAGCAAAGGUUGAAGGAAACAGACACCUCGUCUGAUGCACCUUCCAGUUUCCUUCAAGAAGUCCCAACCAUCAGCACUGGCAAAGAGCAAUCGGCUCCAGUCAUGUAUACACAGCAGGGAUCUUUCCCUGACAAGGCAGCCCACAUUGAAGAAGAUCCCCACAAAUCUGCUGCUGCUGUUGUGGCUGCAAAGCUUGUUGCUUCAUCUUCCUCGGUUCAGAUGCUCACAUAUGUGCUGUCAUCUUUGGCAUCAGAGGGUGUCAUUAGCAAUCCAUUGAGUGAGCCUUCCAGUGAUUCUCCUUUUGAAAAGAGGCCUAAACUUCAGAGUGGACCAUCUUCCUACAUGAUGCCUCAGCAUCCUCACCCACCAUUACCGCUUCUUCCACAUCCUGAGUCACUCCACAACACAGUCACAGCAACGUACCAAAUGUUGGCACAUCAAUCGGCACCUCCAUUGUCUUCUCCUAUGUCCCAUUCAGGCCCUACCAUUCAGCAGCUACCACUGCAACCACUCCCACCAAUGCCUCCACCACAGGCAGCCCAGUUCAUGCAGCAAACUAAAGGAUCUAUGACAAGUGUACUGUACAACUAUGGUAUAGCUCAACUGCCACCACCUUUGCCUGGUUAUCCAAUGGUUGGGGCCUCAGUUACAGGUGUGCCUUCGUAUCUUCUAAAUCCUUAUCAGAAUUUUCAGGGAUCAGAAGGUGGUUUCUAUGGCCACCCACCCAUACCUGCAGCACCACCAAUUUCUCGACAGUAGUUGUACUAGUUUGAAACUAAACAAAUCCUGUCCCAAUAUGGGGGACUGAGAUUUCAUAUAAAAAUAUGACACUAGUACAUAUUUGUAAAUUAAUUAAUAGUAUGAUUUAUCAACCUUUUCUAA
Molecule: messenger RNA, 2423 nt
Organism: Macadamia integrifolia
Lineage: Eukaryota; Viridiplantae; Streptophyta; Magnoliopsida; Proteales; Proteaceae
Product: regulation of nuclear pre-mRNA domain-containing protein 1B-like
Exons: 10
Coding region: 566-1417 (283 amino acids)
Biological process (GO): mRNA 3'-end processing
Cellular component (GO): RNA polymerase II, holoenzyme
Molecular function (GO): RNA polymerase II complex binding
Source: RefSeq, a predicted model, not a curated record